CAGCUGCAUCGUCCGCCGGCUCAGAGACUGAGACACUGUGCUUCUGCUAGUCUUCAGGCGCUGCUGUAAAUUUGAUUCCAGGUCAUUCUAGUCUGGUUCACUGCAACUAUGGCCCUUAACAAGCUCAGCAUUGAUGCGGUGCAGCUCACCGGCAAGAGGGUGCUCAUGCGAGUUGACUUCAACGUGCCCUUGAAGGAAGGAAAAAUAACCAACAAUCAGCGUAUCGUCGCUGCCCUCGAGUCUGUCCGCUAUGCUCUGGAGAAGGGCGCCAAGUCGGUGGUGCUUAUGUCUCACCUGGGACGCCCUGAUGGCCGCCCCGUUGACAAGUACACCCUGGCUCCUGUCGCAGAAGAGCUCAGGAAGCUCCUCAAUAAGGAUGUCCAAUUCUUGAAUGACUGCGUUGGUGCUGACGUGCAGAAGGCGUGUGCCGACCCUGCUGCUGGGUCGAUCAUCCUGCUGGAGAACCUGAGAUUCCAUGGCGAGGAGGAAGGCAAGUGGGUGGACGAGAAUGGCGCUAAGCACAAAGCUGACCCUGAGUUAGUGAAGAAGUUCCGCGAAGAAUUGCGUCAGCUCGGCGACCUGUACAUCAAUGAUGCCUUUGGCACUGCCCACAGGGGCCACUCCUCCAUGGUGGGUGAAGGUUUUGAUCAGCGCGCCUCAGGCUUCCUGCUCAAGAAGGAACUCAACUAUUUUGCCAAGGCUCUUGACAACCCUGAGAGACCCUUCCUGGCCAUCCUCGGAGGCGCCAAAGUUGCUGACAAAAUCCAGUUGAUUGAAAACCUCCUGGACAAGGUGAACGAAAUGAUCAUUGGAGGCGGCAUGGCAUACACCUUCCUCAAGGAAAUCAAUGGCAUGAAGAUUGGGAAGUCCCUGUAUGAUGAGGAGGGAGCCAAGAUUGUGCGAAAGCUUGUGGACAAGGCUGCAAGCAACAACGUUCAGUUGCACCUGCCUGUCGACUUUGUGACCGCUGACAAGUUUGGUGAAGACGCUCAGGUUGGCGCUGCCACCCUUGAGGACGGCAUUCCUGACGACUGGCAAGGCCUGGACGUCGGCCCCAAGACAAGGGAGCUGUUCAAGCAGCCAAUUGCCAGGGCCAAGGUCAUCGUCUGGAAUGGCCCUGUUGGAGUGUUCGAGUUCCCUAACUUUGCUGUGGGAACCAAAUCGCUGAUGGACGAGGUUGUGGCUGCGACGGCUAGAGGCACCAUCACUAUCAUUGGGGGUGGUGACACUGCCACCUGCUGCGCCAAGUGGGGCACCGAAGACAAGGUCAGUCAUGUCAGCACUGGAGGUGGUGCCAGCCUUGAACUCCUUGAAGGCAAAGUGCUCCCUGGAGUUGCGGCUCUCUCCGAUGCUUAAAUUGGAUAGUGAUCAGAAGAAAUUCCCGUGCUGGUAGGACAAAAUGCUAAAGCAUCAUGUUUUCUUUUUGUAAAUGGAGCAUAAAUUUUGCUCCUGGUUUUCAUUUUUGUGAUUUGGGAACAGUCUUACUGCUACUCAUGUUUACAUCAAAUGUUAAUAAAUGAUGCAGUACAGUUGCAAUAUACUUAAGGA
Messenger RNA from Cloeon dipterum, 1548 nucleotides. It is a transcript of the gene Pgk, whose product is annotated as phosphoglycerate kinase. The transcript is spliced from 7 exons. Gene Ontology annotation, biological process: gluconeogenesis; glycolytic process. Gene Ontology annotation, cellular component: cytosol. The record is from RefSeq and is a predicted model, not a curated record. The coding region runs from base 109 to 1356 and encodes 415 amino acids. Gene Ontology annotation, molecular function: phosphoglycerate kinase activity; ATP binding; ADP binding. NCBI's taxonomy places the organism in Eukaryota, Metazoa, Arthropoda, Insecta, Ephemeroptera, Baetidae.